Molecule: messenger RNA, 1587 nt
Organism: Drosophila grimshawi
Lineage: Eukaryota; Metazoa; Arthropoda; Insecta; Diptera; Drosophilidae
Product: cell surface glycoprotein 1
Exons: 1
Coding region: 18-1451 (477 amino acids)
Cellular component (GO): extracellular region
Molecular function (GO): chitin binding
Source: RefSeq, a predicted model, not a curated record
UCUUAACGAUUGUCAAAAUGUUGUUUGUGGUCGACUAUAAAAGAACCGAACCAAGUGCAUACCCAGUUAGUCUGUCGAAACGAGUAACGAGUCACAAGCGAUACAUCAAGCAAGGAACCAAUCCUAUACAUAUAUAUAUAUAUAUUAAGCCCCCGAAAAUGUUGAACACUUUGGGACUUGGCGCAAUUUGCCUCUUGCUGAUCGGUGCUGCCCAUGCCGAAUCCAGUCAUCCGUGCAGCCAAACUGGCUUCAUUGCGCUCGAGGAUAAUGAGCAGGAAUACUUCAUCUGCGAUCCAAGUCCAAAUGGUGGGUAUGACUUGAGACUCUUGACAUGCCAGGACAAUAUGGUGUUUAACAAGGACCUUGCCAAAUGUGUUCACUGGAAUGAUGCUAUCCCAGCGGACGGCGGUGACAUUGAGAAUCCUACCAUACCACCAGACAAUUUGGAUGAAAGCACAACCACGGAGGCACCGACACCAACAAAGCCUGCAGAGACUACCGUAUCCACUGAACCGCCCACAACCGGUGAGCCUACAGGUGCGCCGGAACCUACCGUAAAGCCCACUGAAGCGCCCACAACCGGUGAGCCUACAGGUGCGCCGGAACCUACCGUAAAGCCCACUGAAGCGCCUACAACCGGCGAGCCUACAGGUGCGCCCGAACCUACUGGAAAUCCCACUGAAGCGCCUACAACCGGCGAGCCUACAGGUGCGCCGGAACCUACCGUAAAGCCCACUGAAGCGCCUACAACCGGCGAGCCUACAGGUGCGCCGGAACCUACUGGAAAUCCCACUGAAGCGCCUACAACCGGUGAGCCCACAGGUGCGCCGGAACCUACCGUAAAGCCCACUGAAGCGCCUACAACCGGCGAGCCUACAGGUGCGCCGGAACCUACCGUAAAGCCCACUGAAGCGCCUACAACCGGCGAGCCUACAGGUGCGCCGGAACCUACUGGAAAUCCCACUGAAGCGCCUACAACCGGUGAGCCCACAGGUGCGCCGGAACCUACCGUAAAGCCCACUGAAGCGCCUACAACCGGCGAGCCUACAGGUGCGCCCGAACCUACUGGAAAUCCCACUGAAACGCCUACAACCGGCGAGCCUACAGGUGCGCCCGAACCUACCGGAAAUACCACUGACGAGCCCGAAACCACCGGAAAUCCAACUGACGAGCCCGGAACCGGCGAGACCGCUUCCGAACCGAGUAACACAGAUGUAACCGGAACCACCAAUCUGCCCAUUGGGACCACUCCCGCUACGAGCACCACAGCGCGAGCUAUUUGCGCCACCACAGGCUUUCUGCCCAAAACUGGCAACUGCUCCCAAUACGUAUUGUGCUAUGAGACAGACGAUGGAGAACUAAUGGAUCAAACCCUAGAUUGUCCCGAGGGUAUGCAGUUCGAUCCAAGGCAAAGAUUUUGCGUGCUCGGCUUUGAUUGCAACAAUCCUUGAGCCACAAACAUUUUCAAUGUUACAGUGAGAAUAAGAGAGAAGAUUUAGAUAGAAGAAGAAAAUAAACUUCUGUUUUCACUGUGUAGCUUUAAGCAGUGCAUAACUAUAUCAAGAUAUAAAUAUUUUUUUGAUUGUC